AUGGCAGGACUAACGGAAAAAAAUGGGAGAAAGUCUGACAAAGGCAAAUAUGGUCAGAAAAACCUGGCAGCAGCACUAAAGGCUUUGUCUGUAGGCGUGCCUCUUGUCCGAGCCAACCAAGAGUUCGGUGUACCAGCACGCACCCUGCAACUCCACCGGGACAAGCAAGUGGCUGUUGGCCUACAAGGUACUCUUAAUUUUGGAAGGUAUCACAGCGCCCUGCCGCAAACAGUAGAAUUACAACUGAAGUCUCAUGUCAUUGAAAUGGAGAGACGACUAUACGGGUUAAAAAUCCGAGAUAUGCAGCGCCUUGCAUUUGAGGUAGCGGAAAAGGCACAUGUCGUCCAUCUGUACAACAGAGAGCUACGGAUGGCAGGGCAGGACUGGGUGCAAGGGUUUCUAGCGCUCUCGCGUCACGGCUUAAGCAUUUGUCGGCCUCAGUCAACCAGCAUCGCGCUUGCUGUAGGCUUUAAUAAGCCUCAUGUGACCAAUUUCUUUGGCAUGUAUAAGGCAUGUCUCGACGCCCAUCACUACGCGCCGUCCCGAAACGCCGAGCUGGUCGUCCGCUUUACCAGAUGCGGCCAGGAUGUCGGUCACUAUGACUGCGUACUACAGCACAUUUCGGAGCAACCCAGAUGGGGGCGAAAUUCCUGUUCAUCCUCCACUACAAAGCAACCGAAACUCAGAAUCUGUCCAAGGAAUAAGGGAAAUUAUCUGUUACGACUUAUCCUCUCUUCCAAAGCUGCAAGCAAAGCGGGCAAGAACGCGAAAAACAGAAACUGCAGCAGUGCUAACCUCAUCGUUGGAACUUUCAAGGAUAGAUUAUCUUAUAAAAUGCAGGAAUAUAUUACUACUAGGGAGGCACCAACUAAGUGUAGAUUCUGUGACAAAGCUUUUAAAAAAAAAGCUUCUUGCCGCAUUCAUGAAAGAAUUCACAAUGGAGAGAGACCUUACAAGUGCAGUUUUUGUGACAAAAGCUUUACACAGAUAGGUACUUGCACCAGUCAUGAAAAAAUUCACACUGGAGAGAAACUGUACAAGUGCAUGCACUGUGACAAAAAGUUUCUUAGAAAAAAAGACUGCACUAGUCAUGAAAAGGCCCACACAGGAGAACCUUACAAGUGUAGAUUAUGUGACAAAACUUUUAACCACAAAGUUUCUUGCAAACGUCAUGAAAGAAUUCACACAGGAGAGAGACCUUACAAGUGUAGAUUCUGUGGCAAAACUUUCACACAACAAGCUCACCACAACGAUCAUGAAAGGAUUCACACUGGAGAGAAACCAUACAAGUGCAAAUACUGUGACAAAAAGUUUAUUAAAAAAUCGGGGUGCACUAGUCAUGAAAAAGUUCACACUAGAAAAGCCUUAAAAGUGUAGAUUUGUAACCAGUCUUCUUAAAAAUAUAACUAGGUCAGUACAGAUAUCAUGAAAGAAUUCACACUGGAGAAAGUGCAAUAAUAAUAUUAAAGUGACAAAAGUUUAUUUAAAAAGGGACUGAAUUGGUCAUUCAAAGUAUUCACACAUGAGAGAAACCUUGUUACAAAUGGUAAAAAUACUGAUUGAAAAAUCUUUUUCACAACUACAGAAAUCUGUACAUGUAAUCAGGGACUAAUGCCAUGAUAAAGAUGACUGACUGACAGUCUCUUGCCUGAGC
Messenger RNA from Lingula anatina, 1654 nucleotides. RefSeq lists its product as uncharacterized. Lineage: Eukaryota; Metazoa; Brachiopoda; Lingulata; Lingulida; Lingulidae. The record is from RefSeq and is a predicted model, not a curated record. Gene Ontology annotation, molecular function: DNA binding.